GUGAGCUCUAAGCAGGGUGUGCUGCAGCCACUCCCAGGGCAGCUGUGGUGCUAUCUCCUGCCCUGUGCUCCUGCUGACAACAGGGAGCGAGGUCCACAGGGCAGGGCACUUCCUGCCCAGGCUGCUUCUGCAAGUUUUCACUGUAGAUGCUGGAAGGAGACGGAGGGGCUGGCUCUUCUGGCUGGGAGGUCCUGGUGGGGCCCCAGGGCCAGGGCCUCUGCAGAGGCUGCUGCACUGUGCCAGCUCUGCUGCUCCUCUGGUCUCCUGGGAGCCCACUGCCUCCUUUGGAUGAGGAUUCCUGGGCCCCCAGCAAGGACCUGGAAGCAGGGGUUGUGCGCUGAGAUGUGCAGUCUGCUGGGGUCUCUGUGGCUCUGAAGUUUCUGGAGCUGCUGAAUGUUAGACCCUGCAGGAAGUCACAGCUUUCCCAGCUGGGAAGAAGGAGGAGCAGCUCUGAGGACAUGGAGCACGGCUGCCGCCCCUCUCUGCUCUGCAGUCUCCCCUCCCUGCUUCUCCUCGCCCAGCUGCCCACGUGGGGCUCUGCAGAUGAGUUCCAGGUGAUCAGCUCCUCAGUUCCUGUUGUGGCAGAGUUGGGUGGUGAGGCUACUCUGCCCUGCUCCCUGGUGCCAGCCAUGAACGCAGAGGACAUGGAGCUACGAUGGUUCCAUACCAAGUUCUCAGAGGUGGUGUUCAUCUAUCGGAACCACCGGGAGGAGUACAAGGAGCAGAUGCCCCAGUAUGCAGGGCGGACCUUGCUGGUGAGGGAUUUCUUAACCAUCGGGGAGGCUGCUGUACACAUCCAGCAAGUCCAGGCUUCAGACAAUGGGACGUACACCUGCUUCUUCCAGAAGGGAGGCCACUAUGCAGAGGCCAUUCUAGAACUACAGGUGGCAG
This is a messenger RNA of Oryctolagus cuniculus (rabbit), 891 nucleotides long. NCBI's taxonomy places the organism in Eukaryota, Metazoa, Chordata, Mammalia, Lagomorpha, Leporidae. The record is from RefSeq and is a predicted model, not a curated record.